AUGACACUUUUGAAUGGAAAUGAGAACUCCGUUUCAGAUCAGAUCUGCACAAAACCAGCCCAGGUCCAAGCCAUAAUAGGAGAGACAUAUUCAUCAGUGUCCAUGGCUAUUGCAAAGAGUAUUGGACCUUUCAGUGUGCCCUUAAUCAGUUACUAUUCUACCUGUGAGUGUCUGAGUGAUAAAAGGAAAUAUCCCUCAUUUCUGCGCACUAUUCCCAGUGAUUAUCACCAGACCUUAGCACUUGCCGAGAUGGUCAAGCACUUUGGCUGGACCUGGGUGGGAGCAAUAAGAAGAGAUGAUGACUAUGGAAAUAAUGGGAUGGCCGCAUUUACUAAAAUUGCAGAGGAGCUGGGCAUAUGCUUGGAAUAUUCCCUUCCAUUUUUUAGAACCUACUCACAAGAAAAAGUGUUGAGAAUCGUUGAGCAAAUUAAAAGUUCAACUUCUCGAGUGAUAGUGGGAUUUGUCACUCCCUGGGACCUGGAGAUUUUACUCCAAGUAUUUUCUGAGCACAACAUCACGGGAUACCAGUGGGUGGGAAGUGAGGGAUGGAUCGCUGAUCUAAUAGCAGCUGCAUUGGACAAGUACAAUAUAUUGCAAGGAGCCAUAGGGCUAGCUAUUCCAAAAACAACAGUAACAGGUUUGAAGGACUUCAUUCUAGAUAUAAAACCAUUGAAAGCUGUUGGCAGUGACAUUUUUACAAAAUUUUGGGAAGCUCUGUUUACUUGUACACAUACAGUGCAGAAUAACUCAAAUAACAUACCAGUCUGCACAGGAGAAGAGAAAAUCUCUGCGGUGACAAACACAUUCACUGAUAUGUCCUUGAUGCCUAUUUUCAGUAAUGUGUAUAAAGGAGUAUAUGCCAUUGCCCAUACACUGCAUGGACUUCUUGGCUGCAAGCAAACAUGUCCUGUAAAGAAGCAGCCCGAUCCUAUUACAGUGAGUAUACAGUAUUUUCAAGUACAUUUUACAGUAUUUUUUUUAUUUUUGUACUUUAAAGCUUUGAUAUACACAAACUAUAUUAAUAUAAACACAUAUAAAAUUCAGCAUAUUUUAAAAUGCAUUUUUUCUUCAUUCAGUUAAGUGUUGUUUCAAUAGCAAUGUUGAAAAGCAGAUUAAUAGACAGCUUUAUAUACAUUGAUAUUUAGACACAAUGGAAUACUGAGUUUUUUUCCCAUAAGUUUCUAGAACACCUCAAAUUGGUGCGUUUCAAGACCAAAGAAGGUGAAGAUGUUUAUUUUGAUAAAAAUGGUGAUCCGCCAGCAAGAUACGAAAUAAUCAAUUGGCAAAAACGUACUGAACACCAAUAUGAAUUAGUCACAGUUGGACUUUAUGACUCCUCUCUGCCUGCUCAGGAUCGAUUAGCAGUAAAUAUGGCCUCCAUUGUUUGGGCACAAAAUACAAAUCAAGUGAGUAUUUGGAAAAAUAUGUGACUUGGUCUCAUAUGUUGUGUAUGUUGGGUUUUCAUACAUUAUGUGUAUAAUGGAGUGGUCUUAUGUACUUCCAGUAGUUACUUCAAUUCAAUAACAAUUUUUUUUUAAUUUUAUUUAUUUAUUUUUUUAUUGGUCCUUGGUUUAUGUAUUUUCAGUGAUUGGUUUACAUAUGCUUAAAUAAUGUUUAAUGAAAACAGCAUUUAACAUAAUAUUUAACAAAAUUAAACUUUUGCCUUGGUCAUAGGUGCCAAAGUCCAUAUGUAGUGAGAGGUGCCCCCCUGGCACAAGAAAGGCUGUUCAGAAAGGAAAGCCAAUCUGCUGUUUCGACUGCAUACCAUGUGCUGACGGAGAGAUCAGUAAUAUGUCAGGUGCAAAAAGCGGCUGACAUAUACAUAUA
Molecule: messenger RNA, 1827 nt
Organism: Ictalurus furcatus (blue catfish)
Lineage: Eukaryota; Metazoa; Chordata; Actinopteri; Siluriformes; Ictaluridae
Product: vomeronasal type-2 receptor 1-like
Exons: 2
Coding region: 1-1080 (359 amino acids)
Biological process (GO): G protein-coupled receptor signaling pathway
Cellular component (GO): membrane
Molecular function (GO): G protein-coupled receptor activity
Source: RefSeq, a predicted model, not a curated record